Messenger RNA from Pichia membranifaciens NRRL Y-2026, 947 nucleotides. RefSeq lists its product as hypothetical. Gene Ontology annotation, cellular component: 90S preribosome; cytosolic small ribosomal subunit; ribosome. Gene Ontology annotation, biological process: ribosomal small subunit assembly; cytoplasmic translation. Gene Ontology annotation, molecular function: structural constituent of ribosome. Bases 150 to 947 code for a protein of 265 amino acids. The record is from RefSeq and is a predicted model, not a curated record. Lineage: Eukaryota; Fungi; Ascomycota; Pichiomycetes; Pichiales; Pichiaceae. The transcript is spliced from 2 exons.
AGUGAGACCUCAGUAUAGAGGAAAAUCAGUGUUUGAAUUUCAAGUCUCCUUGAGAAAUUUCGAUUUGGACUUCAACUUUACCUUCAUUUUGAGAGACUUUCACUGUUUAUUUUCUUCAAACCUAAGACCAAGCAGAUCGUUUCAAUAAAAUGGCCGACUUUUCAUUAACUCAAGAAGAUUUACAACUCUUGAUUGCUGCUAACGCACAUCUUGGUUCAAAGAACGCAAACGUUCACCAAACCGGUUACGUUUACAAAACCAGAGUGGACGGUGUCAACGUCAUCAACGUCAACAAGACCUGGGAAAAGAUUGUUUUGGCUGCUAGAAUCAUUGCUGCUGUUCCAAACCCAGCUGAUGUUGUUGCUAUCUCCUCCAGAACUUUAGGUCAAAGAGCUGUCUUGAAAUUCGCUUCUCACACCGGUGCAACCGCUAUUGCAGGUAGAUUCACCCCAGGUUCUUUCACUAACUAUAUCACCAAGUCCUUCAAGGAACCAAGAUUAAUCAUCGUUACUGACCCAAGAACUGAUGCUCAAUCCAUCAAGGAAUCCUCAUACGUUAACAUCCCAGUUAUCGCUUUAUCUGAUGUCGAUUCUCCAGCUGAAUUCGUCGAUGUUGCUAUCCCAUGUAACAACAAGGGUAAGCACUCUAUCGGUUUAAUCUGGUGGUUAUUGGCAAGAGAAGUCUUGAGACUCAGAGGUACUCUUCCAAACAGAACUGAACCAUGGUCUAUCAUGCCAGACUUAUACUUCUACAGAGACCCAGAGGAGCCAACUGUUGAGGGUGCUGAAGAAAACGACGAAGAAGCAGCUGAAGAAGACGCUGAAGCUACUGAACCAAAAGAAGAAUGGGCUGCUGAAGGUGAUGCUCAAGACUGGGCCGCUGAAGGUGCCGACACUAAAGACUGGGCUGCUGAAGGUGCAGGUGAUGUUGCUGCUUCUGCUUGGUAA